Helianthus annuus (common sunflower) is the source of this 597-nucleotide messenger RNA. Its product is annotated as miraculin. Lineage: Eukaryota; Viridiplantae; Streptophyta; Magnoliopsida; Asterales; Asteraceae. The coding region runs from base 1 to 597 and encodes 198 amino acids. The record is from RefSeq and is a predicted model, not a curated record. The transcript has a single exon. Gene Ontology annotation, molecular function: endopeptidase inhibitor activity.
AUGAAAACAAUCAUCUUAUUCUCACUUGCAUUAGUCAUCUUGGCAGCCAAUGCAGCUCGAGCUCCUGCUCCCGUGCUCGAUAUUCAUGGAAAAUACCUCCACACAAAGGCCAAAUACAUAGCUAAUCUGUUAGUUGGUAGAUCAGACGGUGCGCUCUACGCGUUGAACUUCGGGAAAAAGUCUUGCUCACUUGGAGUUGGAGUAAUCUAUAAUGAAGAGGAGGGUUACCCGCUGAUUUUCACUCCCGUCAACCCCAAGAAAGGCGUGAUCCAUCUUUCAACAGAUGUUAACAUAAAGUUCUCAGCCUCCAACGAUUGUAACGAGUCAAGCGUAUGGAGGGUGAAAUAUGAUAAAGGUAUGAAGCAAAAUGUUGUGAUGGUGGGAGGUGUAGAAGGGAACCCGGGGCCAAAAACAUUGGAGAACUGGUUUAAGAUUGAGAAAACUAAAGACGGUUAUAAGCUUGUUUUCUGCCCGAGUGUUUGCAGCUACUGUAAGGUUACGUGCAAGGAUGUUGGAAUAGUUAAAGACAAAGAUGGUUGGCUGCAUUUGGCACUCAGCAACGAACCGUUGUCUGUCACCUUCUACCGUACUUACUAG